Molecule: messenger RNA, 2895 nt
Organism: Radiomyces spectabilis
Lineage: Eukaryota; Fungi; Mucoromycota; Mucoromycetes; Mucorales; Radiomycetaceae
Exons: 14
Coding region: 329-2698 (789 amino acids)
Biological process (GO): protein deubiquitination
Molecular function (GO): cysteine-type deubiquitinase activity
Source: RefSeq, a predicted model, not a curated record
CUUGGGUGACAUUGCCGACGUAUUUAUUGUGUCCUGUGUGUGCACGCACACUUUAGGAUUUUUCAAGUAACAAUGAAAAUGACCUGAAAUCCGACACAUCUGCAAAUGCGUUACUGUUGUUAUUAUUUGAAACCAUCCGCUUUGAAAAAAAAAUCAUUGAGAAACCAUGGUUCCGGUGCGCUUGAUUUUCUUUUUUUUCCUUUUUUUUUCUUGCACUUUUUUUUCUGGAGUUUCCAAAAGAAGUACAGCUUCCUUAUUUUUUCUUUCCCCGUUCAGCUGAGAUCCAGCCGUAUUGUCGCAGCAAACAAGCCAGCUCGUCGUAGUGGCCAUGUCACAGUCCCACGUUGAUUCUCACAUUCAGUGCUUGAGAUCGCCGAAAAAGAUGACAAGCAAUCCAGACUACAUCAGGGACCUCCGUGAACGAGCCAUGGUCGAUCCAACCGACAGUCAUACCUACCCCGUCCACCACUGGAUAGUCACCAUUGAAAGACUCUACACAGAGGGCGAGUGGGAAUGGAGGAAUGGCGAACUAGAAAAAGCUUAUAUCGCUUUUAUGAGGGGUUGCAGUAUCAUGGCAGAAAUUGUCAAACGACAUCCAGGAUACCAGGCUAUUCGGUUCGAUCCAGCCUACGUUUACCUGAAACAGUUGACAAAUGAUCGUAUUUUCUAUCUCCUCCAAGAGAUUGCCCGCCAAUUGGAAAUGGCUCAUGCAUGCAGCAGGGGACCUUAUGCGCAACCAUCACUACCUUUCAGUAACAAUCCGUUCAGGCAAACAGGGCAGGUCCCGACACCCCAUCAACGAAGAACAGACCCUCCUCCAACUUCAAAGGCUUCCUACUCCAGUGCUUUCUCCGAUACGCAGGGUCACCCGCAAGAACCGAUUGUACACCCAUUGAAGUUGGCCAAAUGGAUUACCAGCAAAAAUAGCCCCUUUAGUGUCCUCAUCUUGGACGUUCGACCACGACUGAGUUUCAGAAAAGGCUGUAUUCGCCAUGAAUGGCUUGUCCAAAUAGAUCCAUCGAUUCUCCAACCUGGGAUCAAUGCGCAAACGAUCAGCCAUUCUCUUCACGCCAACCCCGAAAUCGAAAAGUCAUUAUUUGCACAACGCCAUCAGUUUGAAAUUGUUGUGUAUUACGAUCAGAGUGCCGUGACGCUUCGCGAAGCCCACCCGUCCUUGCAUCACCUUGUCAAAGCUUUGGUCAACGAUGGGGCACCGCUGACAAGGCCUCCUGUGAUGCUAGCGGGAGGGUUCCAAGCUUGGGAAACCACCAUUGGUGAACGCGGUAUCUACCGGUUUCCAAACACGCAAGAGACUCCCUCGGGUGCCAAUGCCCCUCAUCGAUCCUUAGAGAAUAAAGCUCCUUCUCAUAGAUCAUCUCAUGCUUCGUCCAUAAGUCAGUCACAACAACAGCUGUUUGAUAUGUAUAAUAGUCGACACAAGCAAUCUUCAGGCCCCACAGUACCAGCAAGUAACGGCACUGGAUCUUCAGCAAAAGCGAAUGGUUCAUUGUCGUCCGCCAAUACACAAAAUCAUUUGCCAAUGACUCCAGUAACGCCGGUGGCACAAAAAGCGAUGAACAGUCAAAAACACGUUGGUUCAGACUUGCUGCGUUUCGAUAAGAGCUGUAUCGGCAUCACCGGCCUAAAAAAUUUAGGCAACACCUGCUACAUGAACUCGAUCCUUCAAUGUCUGAGCGGCACGGUUCCCUUGGCAUCUUUUUUCAUCUCGGGACACUACGCGAAAUCCAUCAAUCGAAACAAUCGGCUGGGCUCAGGCGGGGCAUUAGCAGAAGUGUUUGCCCAACUGUUGCGUGCCAUGUGGAGUAGGCAAUACAGCUCUUUGUCCCCUUUAUCGUUCCAUCAAAUUGUUACUCGUUUUGCCACCCAAUUUGCUGACGGAAAUCAGCAUGAUUCGCAAGAGUUCCUGACCUGUCUUUUGGAUGGUCUGCAUGAAGAUCUUAAUAUGGUUUCCAGAAAUGCACCGGUGGAUGACUUGUGUACAAAAGAGACGGAUGACAAUGUAUCCGACUGGCAAGCGAGGGCUCUUGCCUGGGAAAAAUAUCUGGCGCGUAAUACGAGUAUCAUUGUCAACUUGUUUCAAGGGCAAUACCGCAGUCGAUUGACUUGUCUCAGUUGCAAACAUACUUCGACAACCUACAACCCGUUCAUGUCUCUAUCGCUUCCCAUUCCAAACAAGAAAAUGCGGCUGUCCCACAUUAAUAUCUACGAAUGCUUUGAUCUGUUCGUGAAAGAAGAAACCUUGAAGAAAAACGAUGCAUGGCGAUGUCCAAAAUGUGAUAAACUACGGCGUGCUACGAAGCAGUUAACCAUGGCUCAUUUGCCAGAUAUUCUAUUGAUCCAUCUGAAACGGUUUUCAUCCGACGGACCCUAUCGGAGCAAGGUCGACUCCGUCAUCCAAUUCCCUUUAAAAAAUCUUGACUUGUCAGGCUAUAUUCCCGAUGGUAUGCUACCUCCAGGUCAGAACUCUGGCAACCGUCCUUCUUUUGUGUACAAUCUGUAUGCCGUCUCCAACCAUUGUGGAUCGCUGAAUGAAGGACAUUAUACGGCCUAUGUGCAUAAUAGCCAUGAUGGGCAUUGGUAUCAUUUUGAUGACAAUUUUGCCUCUCCAUGUGACAAGAACAAAGUCGUGAGUUCAGCAGCAUACAAUCUAUUUUAUGCACGAUCCACGGUUUUAUAAACGAGAAUUCCCCUAACUUUCCCUUUCUACAUGAAAUUUUGUAUACGUUGAAAACUCCCCAAUGUAAAUAUUGCUUUCCUUUUUAAAUUUUCCAGAUAGUAAAUAAUGAUACCUUGCAAGCACACAAAAUCUUUUUUUUUUUUGUUUCAUUCAAUAAAGUACAUGUGGCAUCUCUAGGAAGUAGGAGCAUAUGGAUG